Juglans regia (Persian walnut) is the source of this 4498-nucleotide messenger RNA. Its product is annotated as casein kinase 1-like protein HD16. The record is from RefSeq and is a predicted model, not a curated record. NCBI's taxonomy places the organism in Eukaryota, Viridiplantae, Streptophyta, Magnoliopsida, Fagales, Juglandaceae. The coding region runs from base 148 to 2274 and encodes 708 amino acids. Gene Ontology annotation, molecular function: protein serine/threonine kinase activity; ATP binding. Gene Ontology annotation, cellular component: cytoplasm; nucleus. Gene Ontology annotation, biological process: peptidyl-serine phosphorylation; signal transduction; endocytosis. The transcript is spliced from 19 exons.
UGUCUAUUGGGCACACAUUCCAGCCCUCUGUGAAUACAAUUCAAACUCAGAUUAAGUUCGAACCCGACUCUAGAAGCUUUAUGAAUCUUCUACCAGCGCAUCACCACCUCCAAGGACUCCCCUUCUUCAUGGACCUUCGUCCCCACGAUGCCUGAUCUGCGUAGCCGAUCACGCAGGAACCGGGCAUUCAACAACCCUGUCCCGAAUCCGAUUACCCCGCAACCAGUAGUCCACAACAGUCAGGAUCUUCUUUUAACUGUACGAGGUCGCCAGAGAAAGGCAGCCGGGCAGAACCGGACGAGUAAUAAGAACUCGAUCGGCGUUGCUGAGAGGAAUAUUGUGACGAAGAGAGGCCACAAGGUCAUCAAAACGAGGUCGUCGAAGGGCAAGAAAGUAGAGAGAGGAGAAGAGGAAGGGAUUAGGGUGUUUAGAGGGGGCGUCGAGGAAAGAGCCAUGGAUGAGUACGGUAGCGGCGGCGGACGGAGCGGCGAUAAGGGGCCCGCAGCCGAGGACGAGGGCAGCACUGCGCCUCUUCCCGAGAAGGUACAAGUUGGUGGUUCCCCGAUGUACAAAAUAGGCAGAAAACUGGGUAAAGGAGGAUUUGGACAAGUGUAUGUUGGUCGACGUGUUGGUACUACCAGUGUAAACGAAAGAACUGGGCCUGGAGCUGUUGAGGUAGCUUUAAAAUUUGAGCAUAGGAGUAGUAAAGGAUGUAAUUAUGGACCGCCGUAUGAGUGGCAAGUUUACAAUGCACUUGGUGGCAGUCAUGGUGUUCCACGAGUUCAUUAUAAGGGCCGGCAAGGUGACUACUAUGUCAUGGUCAUGGAUAUGCUUGGGCCAAGUUUGUGGGAUGUUUGGAAUAAUAACUCACACACGAUGUCUAUUGACAUGGUUGCCUGCAUUGCCAUUGAGGCCAUCUCCAUAUUAGAGAAGAUGCACUCUAGGGGAUAUGUGCACGGGGAUGUGAAACCUGAGAAUUUUUUGCUUGGUCCUCCUGUGACUCCUGAAGAAAAAAAGCUAUUUCUUGUCGACCUUGGAUUAGCCACCAAGUGGCGAGACAGUGCAACUGGAUUGCAUGUUGAGUAUGAUCAACGUCCAGAUGUUUUCAGGGGAACUGUCCGGUAUGCUAGUGUGCAUGCUCAUCUUGGUAGAACUGGUAGCAGGAGAGAUGACUUAGAAUCUCUUGCUUACACUCUUGUUUUUCUUCUCCGUGGCCGAUUGCCAUGGCAAGGAUAUCAGGGGGACAAUAAAGGAUUCCUUGUAUGCAAGAAGAAAAUGGCCACUUCCCCAGAAUCUCUGUGUUGCUUUUGUCCUCAGCCUUUUCGACAGUUUGUUGAGUUUGUGGUAAAUUUGAAGUUUGAUGAAGAACCUAACUAUGCAAAGUAUAUCUCCCUCUUUGAUGGGAUUGUUGGUCCAAAUCCGGAUAUCAGGCCAAUAAACACUGACGGCGCUCAAAAGCUUAUAUGUCAGGUUGGACAUAAGAGAGGACGAUUGACCAUGGAGGAGGAAGAUGAUGAACAACCAAAGAAGAAGAUUCGAAUGGGGAUGCCUGCAACUCAAUGGGUUAGUGUUUACAAUGCUCGCCGGCCUAUGAAGCAAAGAUUUCACUAUAACGUAGCAGAUGUAAGGCUCUCCCAACACAUUGAGAAAGGAAAUGAGGAUGGAUUAUAUAUCAGUAGUGUGGCUUCAUGUUCAAACCUUUGGGCCCUUAUCAUGGAUGCUGGCACUGGAUUUACUGCUCAAGUUCACGAACUCUCACCCUGUUUUCUUCACAAGGAAUGGAUCAUGGAACAAUGGGAGAAGAAUUACUACAUCAGUGCAAUAGCAGGGGCUAAUAAUGGAAGUUCAUUAGUUGUGAUGUCAAAGGGGACACAGUACUUACAGCAGUCUUAUAAAGUCAGCGAUUCAUUUCCGUUCAAGUGGAUCAACAAAAAAUGGAGGGAGGGGUUUUAUGUUACUGCCAUGGCUACUGCUGGGACUAGAUGGGCAAUUAUUAUGUCUCGUGGUGCUGGAUUUUCUGACCAGGUUGUGGAACUAGAUUUUCUCUAUCCUAGUGAAGGUAUUCAUCGAAGGUGGGACAGUGGUUACCGAAUCACAUCAACUGCAGCAACUUGGGACCAGACUGCUUUGGUUCUUAGUGUUCCUAGAAGAAAACCUGCAGAUGAAACUCAAGAGACUCUCCGAACUUCUGCUUUUCCCAGUACACACGUCAAGGAGAAAUGGGCAAAGAAUCUUUAUAUUGCAUCUAUUUGCUAUGGCCGAACUGUUUCAUGAACUACCAAAGUUCUGUUAGGAUGCCACUUAAUGUUAUUUUGACCUCACUUUUAUGAUCCAUGAAUGGGUGGGCUCUUAGCAUCUAGUUCUUCUCGAGAAGCAAAGAUCGCGUCGAGGCAAAUUUACUGAUCAUAGCAUUUUGGAGAUGAUGUAUGCUAAACUCUUCUUUAUUGCCGCCAUCACAUAGCAUGUUACAAACACCUGUGCACUGUCUUUAAAUUACGUCAAAAUGCUUAUGAGGCUAAUUUUAAAUCAUAUAUCCACCUGCGAGGGUGCUUAAUUUUUCCUAUCAUUACAAAGUUUGUAUAGGUUUGAACAAUAAUCACAUGGCUGAAGGCAUGUGCACAGGAGGGCAUUUUGAUUGUUGAUGGUAUUUUCGGAUGUACAAUUAUUAUUUUGCUGUGGGCUCUGGACAUUCUCAGCUUUUCACCCUGUAUUUAGUACUUUUUUUAUUCUCCUUUCUGUACUUGAAAGAUAGUUUCUGGGUUGUCAGAAUUUGACUUGAAAGGAAGUGGUUGUACACUUUGAGCAAGAGUUUGUAAUGAUCUCUUUAUUAUUGUUUUUCUUCAUGUUAUGUUUUAAUUGCAAUCUUCUGCAUCUCCCUUUGACCGGCAUGGUGCAUAAGGUGCAUGGCUUGCCUAAGUAUAUCAAGGUGCAUGGCUUGUCUAAGUAUACCAAGGUGCUAUGUGUUUAUCUCAUAUUUUUACUUAUAAGAAAGUAGUGCAUCAAAGUGUUACUUACAAAAAAAAAAAAAAAGAAAGAAAAGAAAGUGCAUCAAAGUGUUAAUUUCGUGUUUGACACAAUCAUGGAAGUUCGUCUUUUUCUUCCCCUCCUUAAAGCAGCCAUUUUUCCCCUUGUACAAUUCUUUUUUCACCAUCUGUAACAUGACCCCAGUGGUUUCUACGAUCGAGAUUUUGAACUGGUCACCAGAGCACAGUCUGGCUGACCUGUUCAAAUUCAGAAAUUUCAUAGUAGUUUUCUUCAUAUUUGUGCAUGUGCAUGCGCAUGUCUUAUAUUGUGUGUACACACAGGCCACAGGAAUACAUAGGUAUGACUUGCUUAUGUUAAUUGCAUUUGACUGUCUUAAGAGGCAGCAGCAGUUGGCUGUUUGCUGAUGCAGUGAUCAGUUGCAAGUAUAUUUUUAGAUUCAAAUGUCAUUUUUCUUGUCUCCUUUUAAGUGCUUGCGGAAUAGCUUAGAUCGGUUGCGGGCGUACUUAUUCGCGUUGCUGGUGUGUAGGUUCAUUUAUAUAGAACUCGGCAAUAUGAAUGUGCUAUAUUUUCAGUGUGUUUUAGCAUCAAAGAUUAGGUAGUAAUGCUCAAGGUCUUGGAAGCAGAAACAUUGAAGGCAAAGCUCCUUGUAUCCAUGUAGAAUUAGAAAAAAAAUUGUGCUACCAAGAAAAACCCCAGUAUUCCACUUGGUACCACUUAAGAUUCUGUUGGCAUAAUCAUACCAAGACUCUACCCUGGGCCUUGAUGCCAUGGAAUCUGACUGACUGAAAUGAGAUAUACUCAUUGUGGUUGCAAUCCUUCAUCCACAGUGGCACUACAUGAAAAGUUGGAGUCAUCAGGACGAACGGUGUAGCGUUCUACUUGACUAUAUUCCAACCAUUUAGAUGGUCCUUGAGUCAUUGGAGGUUCCAAAUGUGAAUACUUCCCAAGAAUUCUGGUGUUGAACUUUUUCAUGUGUAAGUGAACCUCUGUUGCACUUUUGGGAUGUGUGUGACAGAAAAGUGAAAGCAGCUCAAUCUCCUGGAGCGGGGGAUUAUGUCGUCAUUUUUGUGGUAGUUUCUUUCUCAAGAUUUUGAAUGUCAAGGUGAUUGUCUUACCGAUUGUCUUACCGAUUGCCCGAUCUUUCCUUGAAUGAAGGGAAAUUCUUCCAAGACCAGUGGAGGAGGUUAUGGGGGAUUGAGCUCCCCUGAACAUGGCAGCACAGAAAAGGUGCAGAUUGACUCUAGGCUUCUAUGCCUUUCUUUGGCAACCAUUAGUUUAGUUUUGUGUGAUAUCGUGUCCAAUGUUAGGGAUAAUCGAUUAAAUAAUUAAACUCUUGAAUUGCUGGGAGAUACUGGAUUUUUUUUUUUUUUUAAAUUGUGGGCAAGAUUGUCCAGUAAAUCACGCCAAGCUUUGCUAGGUUGAAGUGCAUUAAGAGAGCUGGGAAAGAGAGAGGGUAAACGAUUGAAUGUCUUUUCUAGUCUUGUGAGCUACCAAUUGUUUUUCUUCUUAAAAA